AUGGCUACCACAGGCAGAUCCUCUCUUCUUCCCUUCCCCUCCAAGCAUCGCGUCUUUAUCCUCACCGACAUCACAAAUGAGCCUGACGAUGCCGAGUCCUUCUGCCGCUACCUGACUUAUUCGAAUCAGUUCAAGACUGAGGGUGUUGCGGCCGUCACUUCAGUAUGGCUUCGAGAUACAGUUGCUCCGCACAAGCUGCAGGAGAUUGUCGAUGGUUAUGAGCAGGUUGUCGAUAACCUCAAUGCCCACGCACACCCCGACUUUCCUUAUCCCUCAGCCCAGGAGGUCCGAGGCCUCAUCAAGUCCGGCCCUCCAGUAUACGGUAUGGCCGCCGUUGGUGACGAUAUCCCACUUAGUGAGGGUGGUGAGCUGCUCCUCGAGCGACUGACCUCUCCCGACCAAGAUCCUCUCUGGGUCAUCGUCUGGGGCGGCGUCAACGUGCUAGCCCAAGUCUUGCAGCAUAUCCGCAACCGACCUGACGCUGCCGAACUGCGCUCCAAGCUUCGCGUUUACACCAUCUCUGAUCAAGACGACUGCGGCAGCUGGAUUCGACAACAGUGGCCUGACAUCUUCUAUAUCUGCUCCGUCCACGGCUGGAACCAGUACGGAAAUGCUACUUGGGUCGGCAUCUCGGGAGAUGUCGACGAGGGUGGCCCUGAUCCCAGCAAGGUCACCGCUGACUGGGUCAAGGAGAACGUGCAGCUUGGCCCUCUCGGAGCUGUUUAUCCCAAGCCCGCCUUCAUCAUCGAGGGAGAUACGCCCACGUUCCUCUAUCUCAUGCAGAAUGGACUCAACUUCCCAGAAGAGCCUUCAUGGGGUUCAUGGGGAGGCCGAUAUCUCCCUGCGAAUGUGAGCGACAAGGGCAUUCCUAACAGAGGCCACUUCUGUGAUGCCGCAGACGGCGUCGUCGGCUUGAAUGGCACACAGUUUAGGACAAACAAAGCCACCAUUUGGCGUUGGAGAAACACAUACCAGAACGACUUUGCUGCGAGGAUACAGUGGACAUUGACUCCAGAUUUCACAAAGGUCAACCACCAGCCUGUUGUUGCUGUUAACGGAGAGUUUGGAUAUAAGCCUUAUUACAUCGAGACCGAUGCUGGAUCGACCAUCACCAUCGAUGCAUCCAAGACAUAUGAUCCCGACGGUGAUAAGCUGUCCUAUAAGUGGUUCCAGUACCGAGAGCCUAGUGCCACCCAGACGUACCACGGCUACGAGGUGUCAGAGCUUGAUAUCAAGGAGGUUGAAGGCAGCGAUGGUAGCAAGGUUGAGGUCACCAUCGCGCCCCCAGAGAAGUCAUGCAUCGUUGUUAGGGAGCAGCUCUCACUUGAGAAGGGCUUGGUUCUGCACCUUAUCUUGGAGGUUACAGAUGCUGGCACCCCGCCCUUGACCAGCUACCGAAGAAUACUGAUUCAGCCUAUUAACCGGCAAUACAAGGGGCCGGGUGUUGCUAAGAAGUUGGACGAUGAGGAGCUUGCGGCCAUGAUGAAGCCUUGA
Molecule: messenger RNA, 1494 nt
Organism: Fusarium keratoplasticum
Lineage: Eukaryota; Fungi; Ascomycota; Sordariomycetes; Hypocreales; Nectriaceae
Exons: 2
Coding region: 1-1494 (497 amino acids)
Molecular function (GO): hydrolase activity, hydrolyzing N-glycosyl compounds
Source: RefSeq, a predicted model, not a curated record